AUGGCGGUUCUUUCGUAUGGUUGCGCUCCUAGUGGUGUAGCUUACUCAGUGGGAGUGGGAGACCCAGUGUGUUGGUCCAUCCCUCCCCGACCGGAUUACUACGCCAACUGGUCCAAUUCUCAUUUCUUCAAAAUCGGCGACACUCUCGUUUUUAACUUUCAAGGGGGGCUUUCGAAUGUGGUGCAAGUGACAAAGCAAGACUACGAGAGCUGCACCGCUUACAAACCCUUUAAAAUCUUCAACAACGGUCCAGCAAAUUUCACAUUGUUGGAAAAAGGUGUCUUAUAUUUCAUUACUGACGUCUCAAACUACUGUAGUCUAGGGCAGAAGAUUUCCAUUUCUGUUCACGAGUGCGCCUGCCCCGUUAAUCAACCACCAAGUGCUCCAACAGCGCCCCCUUCAGUUUCUCCACUUCCUGCUGCAGUUCCUCCAUCUUCGGUUAGUCCGAAUAGGUCUCAGCCUCCUGCAGCACAAGUUAUAACUCCAGCAGGAGCUCCAUCCCCAUUAGGGUAUAAUGGUUCCUCCCCUAAGACUAAUCCUCCUGUGAAAUCUGCAGCAUCAAUGCUACAUAAAGGAAUGAUGCUCGGUGUUCUUCAUGGAAUCUUUGGCUCGGUGGCGUUUGUUCUUUGGUCAUCCAAUUAA
Molecule: messenger RNA, 642 nt
Organism: Rosa chinensis
Lineage: Eukaryota; Viridiplantae; Streptophyta; Magnoliopsida; Rosales; Rosaceae
Product: cucumber peeling cupredoxin
Exons: 2
Coding region: 1-642 (213 amino acids)
Cellular component (GO): plasma membrane
Molecular function (GO): electron transfer activity
Source: RefSeq, a predicted model, not a curated record